UCAUUCACAACGCAAAUAUCAAUUGUCCAGUAUCAGCUUACUUAUCAGUCAUUGCUGGAAGUGAUCUUAAGUUACUAAGCUCAUAGAUCUCCCCUGGUCACGGUCUGUGCACGAAUAGAGACCGGACAUUCAUCGGAUGCAUCUAGGCGAAGGAGGGCAAGGAAACGUGGGAGUUGAAGAUCAACAUCCAUGGCGGUCACCAUUGAUCACUGCAACGGAAGAGAAUAUUUCCCCUCCAACAUCUAUGUAACCUCUCGAGUUUGAGCUGAAGAUUCGGUUUGCCUAGUGGACGAACUCUUCCUCUCACCGUUUGAAGACAAUCCCCGAGAUUGGUUCGGUAUGGAGCGCGACUCGAAGAAAUCCGAUUCGAGUCUCUCUAAAGGUUUAUUACAGAGCGAAGAGUUGUAUCAGUAUAUCCUCGACACGAGUGUCUACCCAUGGGAACCGGAGGUUCUCAAGGAGCUGAGAAAGGUUACUGCUACCCACCCGAGGGCACAAAUGGCAACUGCACCAGAUGCAGGUCAGAUGAUUGCGCUGCUGUUGAACCUUAUUGGUGCUAAAAGAACCAUUGAGAUCGGAGUCUUUACUGGAUACUCUCUUCUCGUCACAGCUCUUUCAAUCCCUCAUGAUGGAAAGAUAACAGCAGUAGAUAUGAACCGCGAGGCUUAUGAUAUCGGGUUGCCUGUCAUCAAGAAAGCUGGUGUGGAACACAAAAUUGACUUCAUGGAAUCAGAGGCGCUCCCAGUUCUUGACAAGCUACUCGAAAAUAAAACAAAUGAGGGGAGUUUUGAUUUUGCCUUUGUCGAUGCCGAUAAGGUCAAUUAUUGGAACUACCAUGAGAGGCUGAUGAGACUGUUGAGGGUAGGCGGAGUGAUCUGCUAUGAUAAUACACUAUGGGGAGCAACAGUAGUGAUGCCUGAAGAAUCAGUCCCUGAAUGGAUGAAAGUGGGAAAGCACUGGACACUCGAGUUCAAUGAAAAGCUCGCAUUUGACUCGAGAGUGCAGAUCUGUCACGUCCCACUUGGUGAUGGGGUCACAAUAUGCAGGCGCGUCAGCUAAACAUUUUGAGUGUUGUGGUGCCUUCAAAACACUGUGGACUCUGCUGCAGAGCAAGCGACCGCAGAUCUCUCAGCCACCGAUGAAUGACAAAUAAGCUGGGACUCUUCUGUUGGUCAUAUAAGGCAAAAAACAUCAUUGAUCAAGCCCAUUACGAUGGGUUUUUUUUUUUUCAUGUUUUCAGUAUCUUUUGAAUUGGAAAAGGAAUUGAAAUAUGCAAAUUCUCCUGAAA
Messenger RNA from Punica granatum (pomegranate), 1288 nucleotides. Lineage: Eukaryota; Viridiplantae; Streptophyta; Magnoliopsida; Myrtales; Lythraceae. The record is from RefSeq and is a predicted model, not a curated record.